CGUGAGUCUAAGUCUGCAAACAGGAUUUCAGCUGAGCUAGUGAUAGAAAGAUCUCGACAGAAGCCACAGAAUUUCCUUCCAAACCAGGCAAUGGCUCUCCAGAGAAACCUUCUCCUCCUGCUGCUGGUGCUGCUGGCUAUUAACACUCAGGUCUCCCGAGCCCAGCACUGGUCUCACGGUUGGUACCCAGGUGGAAAGAGGGAACUGGGCCAAGCUCAGACCCCAGAGGUUUCAGAAGUAUUCCAGCUGUGUGAGGGCGAUGAUUGUGCCUUCGUGCGAAGCCCAAGGACAAACCUGUUUAGAAGCAUUUUGGCUGACCUAGUGGCUGGACGAUUUCAGAAGAAGAAGUGAGGACAGAUUGUUGGGGAAGUGACUGGCCACAGAGGUGACGGGAACAAGGGGAAAAGCUCAUCAGAAACACCAUUCUCAAAACCUACAAAGUGUGUGUUUGUGCCCAGCACAUGUGGGCAGUCUGUAUAAAGGGGAAAGUUAGCUCCAAGGCAUGCGACUUUUGACCGGAUAUCAAUUCAAAUCAAGAGUGUUUCUUUUGG
This is a messenger RNA of Callorhinchus milii (elephant shark), 551 nucleotides long. It is a transcript of the gene gnrh2, whose product is annotated as gonadotropin-releasing hormone 2. The coding region runs from base 91 to 351 and encodes 86 amino acids. The transcript has 4 exons. The record is from RefSeq and is a predicted model, not a curated record. Gene Ontology annotation, cellular component: extracellular region. Gene Ontology annotation, biological process: multicellular organism development. Gene Ontology annotation, molecular function: hormone activity. NCBI's taxonomy places the organism in Eukaryota, Metazoa, Chordata, Chondrichthyes, Chimaeriformes, Callorhinchidae.